Molecule: messenger RNA, 1532 nt
Organism: Phalacrocorax carbo (great cormorant)
Lineage: Eukaryota; Metazoa; Chordata; Aves; Suliformes; Phalacrocoracidae
Source: RefSeq, a predicted model, not a curated record
CUCUGCUGCGGUAUGAGGUGCGUGCGGGGCCCUGGCGCGGCGGGGAGCCUUCUGCCGCUCCCUGGGCCAGAACGCUCUUGGCUUUGCUCUUUGAGCCAGUGACCUGCCUGGGCUCAUCCCUGCCUCUGUACCCCCUUUGCAGAGCGCUGCAUGCUGCUGCCUGGCACGCAGCUGGUUCGCCGGCCUCUCCGCUGCGUCCGUGCUUUGGGCCGCCUGCCCGCACGCUCUCUCAUGAAUCUCCGGGAGGUCGUUUCUGCCCUGAAUGACUUUGCAUCCCUCUCCCUGGCUGAAAGCUGGGACAAUGUGGGGUUGCUGGUGGAACCAAGCCCUCCCCACACUGUGAACACCCUUUUCCUCACUAACGAUCUCACUGAGGAGGUGAUGGAAGAGGCGGUGCAGAAGCAGGCAGACCUUAUUCUUUCUUACCACCCUCCUAUAUUCGCACCACUCAAGCGAGUAACGUGGAAGACCUGGAAGGAACGGCUGGUGGUCCGAGCCCUGGAGCACAGAAUCGGGAUUUACUCUCCACAUACGGCGUACGAUGCUAUACCUCAUGGAGUCAAUAACUGGCUAACAAAGGGACUCGGUGCCUGUAUUUCCAUCCCACUGCAUCCAUCAACUGCACCAAGCUUUCCAGCUGAGGGCACUCACCGAGUAGAAUUCUGCGCACAUAACAACGAGCAUCUGGACAUGGUGCUGUCCAAAAUCAAAGACAUCCAAGAGAUCUCCUGUCUCACUACUCUCCCUGCCAGGGUUGAAGGUGAGGAGCAAACACGAGUCAGCUUGAACUGCUCUCAGAAAGCACUGUUGGAGGUGGUGGCGUUAUUGUCCCAGAACAGCCUUCUUUAUCACAAGACUGAGAUUCUCUUGUUACAGAAGCCUCUUCUUCCCCACACUGGAAUGGGACGUCUGUGCACACUGAGCGAGCCAGUCUCCUUGUCAGACAUAAUGGAGCGUAUCAAAAGCCACCUAAAAUUACCCCACAUCCGCUUAGCCAUGGGAAUGGGCAAGACACUAGAAUCGCCAGUGAAGAAGGCUGCUCUGUGUGCUGGUUCUGGGGGCAGUGUCCUGAAGGGAACGGAAGCUGACCUCUAUCUCACAGGAGAGAUGUCCCACCAUGACAUUUUGGAUGCAGUUGCCAAUGGGAUAAGUGUUAUUCUGUGUGAGCACAGUAAUACUGAGCGAGGCUUCCUGUCGGAGCUGCGUGACAUGCUAGCUAUCCACCUACAGAACAAAAUCAACAUAAUUGUGUCUGAGAAAGACAGAGAUCCCCUCCAGGUGGUAUAGGAAGAACAAAUAGGAGUGAGAGAAUUCAGUAGAGUUUCAUGGCAUCUUGCACAGACCUAUCCGACCACACGCUUAAUGAAGAUGCUCUGAAUUGGUUCUGUACAGAAGGAUUGUAUUAUAUGUUCCCUCAAAGUUUGGGCUAUAUUUUGUCAUCUGUCAGAUAAAUAAAUACUUGUUUUGGGCUACAGAAGGCUGAUGUACUCGAUUACUGGGCUGCACUUGAAUAAAUUUACUGUUACUGCAUA